AUGAUGCUUCUGCUGCUAACCGUCACCGGCUUUUCGAGCCUCCGGCUGUCCUCGUCAACUCCAGUGACUCACGUUGCACGCUACGCAGCGUCGCCGCGCAGCGUCACGAUGCAGCACGGCGGCAAAGGCUUCGGCGGUGGCGAAGCGACAAGGGAUCCGCCACCAACAGUUUACGACCCGAGCGAUCCCAAGGGUAAGCAGCAAGCGAUACACAAGGCUGAGAGCUUCGCCGAGUACCUCGCAAAGCGAGGAGGCUUCAGCGACAGCCACAAGUCCGGAGUGUGCGAGCCCAGAAGUGCGGCAGUCUCGAAGGUAGCUCCUGCCACCGCGCCAGCCUCCGGCAGCCCGUACGCGGAGCUCGCCGACGCGUACUUUGCGGACAUUCGAGGGCCGUCGAUUGCCUUUCGGCCCGGCCGGGUCGACUGGGAGGGCGAGCACGAGCUGCUCGCUGGCGGCUGGUGCAACCCGAUGCCGCGGGGAGGGCACGGCAGGCUGCCUGGCGCCGAGAAGCCGUCGGGCUGGCAGAAGCUGUGCGGCCACAUCCGCGAUGAAGUCUUUUACCGGAUGGGCUUCGGCGACCGAGAGAUCGUGGCGCUGCUCUGCGGCGGCCACGCGAUGCUCGCGCGCGAGUUUGGCGCCGCCUUCAAGAAGCUGACCGAGCUGGGGUGUGAGGGCGUGCUGCAGCCGGAAGUGGCGGCGGGGGGACUUGCGGCGGCACGUUGA
Molecule: messenger RNA, 723 nt
Organism: Emiliania huxleyi CCMP1516
Lineage: Eukaryota; Haptophyta; Isochrysidales; Noelaerhabdaceae
Exons: 5
Coding region: 1-723 (240 amino acids)
Biological process (GO): response to oxidative stress
Molecular function (GO): heme binding; peroxidase activity
Source: RefSeq, a predicted model, not a curated record